Molecule: messenger RNA, 6488 nt
Organism: Zootoca vivipara (common lizard)
Lineage: Eukaryota; Metazoa; Chordata; Lepidosauria; Squamata; Lacertidae
Source: RefSeq, a predicted model, not a curated record
UUCAUUGGCUCCCAGUAUGUUUCCAAGCACAAUUCAAAGUGUUGAUGCUGACCUUUAAAGCCCUAAACAGCCUCGGUCCAGUAUACCUGAAGGAGCGUCUCCACCCUCAUCGUCCAGCCCAGACACUGAGGUCCAGCGCCGAGGGCCUUCUGGCAGUUCCCUCGCUGUGAGAAGUGAGGUUACAGGCUCUAGUAGCAUAAGAGGAGAAAAAUGUCUUUCUCUCUGCAUAAUCUUACAUAGCUCUAUCAUACUUCCUUUAACCUUUCUUAAUGGUCCUCAAAGGGUAUUGACCUAUUAUGAUAAACAGUAUAUUUUUGUUCCUAUAUCACUUGCUAGAUAAACCCCUUCCUAUAUUUGAAAUAUGGGCAUGGUCUGUCCUAUUUGUGCUAUGAGCCAACAAGAUUGCUAAUUAUGUUCAAACCUGUUGAUGCUAAUAUAUGGCUUUGAGGAACUGAGUUGAGCACCAUCCUUUAUCUUGUACCAAGUGGCAGAUGGUAGUCCCUUUCUGUCACAAAUAAUAUGCAUCAGAAUGAUGGAUUUGAAAGCAGAGAGAUUCCAUAUCUCAUUACUUAUCCUUGAUUCUCAGAUGCACUCUUUAUUCUUUGUUCCAUUUUAUUAAUCUGGCAUUUUUGUUCUUCUACAAAAGGAAAGAAAAUAAAAAUAAACAAGAUGGAGGGAGGGAUGGAGAGAAGAUACUCCAUUUGGUUGCAACUAAAACAAAAUGGGAGUGAAGUUCUUUGGCUAAAUCUAGCUUAAAAUUGUUUUUUAACGAACAAAAUGUUAACUUGAUACUACAUGAAGGAACUGUUUUAUAUGCAUAAUGACUCAUAGGUUGCUUUUGAAGGUUCAACUGGGAUUCAGGCUAGAUAAAAGUCUGCCCACCAAUAUGUCACGUAUGUUUCUGAAUCUAUUAGUUUUAGUUAAUAGUCAAAUUCUUAAGAAGCACAUUUAGAUUCGCAGAUUAAAAUUUAUUUGAUGUAGUCAUAGCACUAUCUGAUACCUUGCAAGAAGAGUGGGGGGAACUGAAUCUGGUCAGCAGGUCAAAUCCUUAUCUCCACACACUUCUGUUGGACAGGUAGGUGGGACUGUGCACCUGUCAAUCACCCGAUGUCACAGUGCUGUCAGAUGACCUGCUUUUAACCACAUGGUUUGAAAUCAAACCGCAUCAGCAAAAAUGUGUGUGCAGGGCUUCCCAAAGCCCAACAAUCAGCUGAUAGUUGGCACGUGGGAUGUGAUGCGCAAGGUGCUUUACAAGCACUGUUGAUCAGUGGUUCCUGCAAAGUCCCUUUUGUGCAAGCUCUGCCUUUACACCAGAUAUAUGACAUUAGGUGUAGGGCACAUGGGUGUGGCUUGGAUGAAACAGCUUCAUGGGCCAAAUGAACUAAAUCAGUCCUGCAGGGCUGGAAAUGCCCCAUCUCUGCCUCACAGCAGCAUAAAGAACUAAGGCUCUUAAUUCUUCUGUAGGCUAUCAUUCAUUCUCAUUAGUAGAUGACUUGAAUCUCAUUUAGUUUUCUGUUGUGUGACACAAAUUUUAAGCUAGGAUAAAUAUGUGCUUAGGAAAGCAACUAGUAAUACAUGUUAACUAACUCACUGAAGUUAAGCUGCAGGAAAUGAGGAAGGGGAUAGUUUUUGCUGGGAACAGCUGUGUGAACUAUGGUUUAAUGGAAACAUGCUUGUGCACAUUGCAAGGCUUGACAUGUAUAUAUCAUAGAAUCAUAGAAUUGUAGAGUUGGAAGGGACCACGAGGAUCCUCUAGUGCAGCCCAUAUAUAUGGUGCUAUUUUUUAAAAAGUGAAGAAAAUAAAAUAAAAUACUUUGUAUCCCAAGAUAAACCUCAAGUGUUAAGUGAAGCACAAACCAUUUUUGUGUGAACCAGGUUAGUGAGUGCAAUUAGAGGCAUUGCUUUCCUAGUACUGUAUAAGUAGUAUAUUAUCAAUGUAGGCAUCCCUGUUUCCUAAAUGUUUUGCGUUUAAUUUCUUAUAGUGUAAAUAUCUGGUUGAGCUAACAUGAGAGAGAGUAAAAGCAGUGUGGUUUACAAAGCUUUUUCAAGAAAAGAAUGGUUUGAGAUGGGCUUUCUUAUAUUGGGGUGCAUUGCAUGGUCCCCCCCCCCCGAUGCCAUACCUAAUUGUGUGUUACAUUUUCUAUUCAGACCUUCUUCCAAGGAGCCUAUCUAGCCUCUGUGUGAGAGGUAAUGCUAAUGGAGUAUGACUUCACCAUGUGUGAUAGUUACCAUUGCCCUUAUACAAUAGUUUACUAGGUACCUAACCAUCUUAGACUCCAUUUGUUGGUUAGAAUAUGGUAGCCCAUACAUGCUUUGUUCCAGACAGCAAAACCUUGGGAGCUUAUGAAAACAGAAUGUUCAAAUUCAGCUGCUUUAAGUGGCCAAAUAUGAUAUUGAGACUAGAGGUGCAUUGCAAAUUGCUGACAUCCACAGAUUACUUUUAUUGUGGCUAGCCAGACGACAUGAUCGUGGCGCCUUUAAGACACUGAACACAGAAAGCUUCUCUUGGUAUCACUGUUAUUAAAACACUUUAUCAAAGGUGGCCUGUUGAUUUUAUGUAAGAGUCCAAGGAGCAGACUUCUUGAACUUUGACUUUCUACAUGCUAAACAGAUUAUUGCUACUUUGUUCAUGGUGGAUCGCUUCUGCUGCGUAUGCUUUAUGUAGGCAGCAUUUGUUGUUUUCUGUGUUCAGAAGAAUAUUUUGGCUCAACAAUAAGCAAAUGAAGAAUGAAGAUGUGGCAACACUAGACAUGCAAAGCAUUCAACCAAUCACACCACCAAGCCAAGGAAGGCCAGAUUCACCAGUUUAUGCUAAUUUACAAGAACUGAAAAUAUCUCAGUCUGCACUCCCACCUUUACCUACAAGCCCUCCAAUCCAAAUUAAUGGGGAAUGGGAGACCCACAAAGAUACUACAGGACGCUGUUACUAUUACAACAAAGGAACACAAGAGAGAACCUGGAAACCCCCACGUUUCACUCGGGAUCCAAGCAUAAGUAAAGCAGAUACUGUGAAUCAAGUAGAUCAAGAGACUCUUUCAUCACAAGAAAACUCCUACAGUUCUUGUAACAACCAGUCAGAUAGUCAGUAUGGUUCUCCUCCCAAAGGGUGGUCAGAAGAGUUGGAUGAACAUGGCCAAACGCUAUAUACCAGUGACUAUACUAAGGAAAAGUGGAUAAAGCAUGUUGAUGAACAAGGUCGGCCAUACUACUACAAUGCAGAUGGAUCCCGGUCAGAAUGGGCACUGCCAAAAUUUAAUGCUUCGCCACAGCAGCAAAGGGAGAUAGUUAAAAGCAGGAGUCUGGACAGGAGGCUACAGGAACCAAUAGUUUUAACAAAAUGGAGGCACAGCUCGAUUGUGUUGGACACUAAUGACAAGUUGCCAACUAAUUCUUCUGAACCUCUCUUGCCUAAUCCUGCAUAUUUGUUCUCAACACACCAUGAGCAAGAUUCUCCGGUUGCUUCAAAGACCGCUUUUCCUGAGAAUGAGUAUUCUCCUUCCUCACCAAAGCAUCAAGCCACAGACCAAGAGAAGUAUGGCUUAUUAAAUGUGACAAAAAUUACAGAAAAUGGGAAAAAAGUUCGAAAAAACUGGAUGUCAUCAUGGGCUGUAUUGCAAGGUCCCUCGUUAUUGUUUACCAAGACUCAAGGAAGUGGAACUAGCUGGAAGUUUGGGGUCAACCAAUCCAAGCCAGAGUUCACAGUGGAUCUCAGGGGUGCAUUUGUCGACUGGGCUUCUAAGGAGAAAUCUAGCAAGAAGAAUGUGAUUGAGCUGAAAACACGGCAAGGAACAGAAUUAUUAAUACAGUCGGAUAAUGACAUUUCUGUAAAUGAAUGGUUUAAAGUUCUUAAUUUUGCUAUCAGUAACCAGACAGUAGAGUCUGAUGAGCCAUUUGAUGAUGAGUUGCCAGAUUCUCCUGGGGUGGAAAAACAGGACAAAGAGAAGGACCAUAAAGACUCCAAAAAACUUCGUUCAAUAAAAUUAUCUGGCAGCAUUGAUGCGUCAGAACAGAAAAAGACCAAAACGAAACUGAAGAAAUUUUUAACCCGCAGACCCACAUUGCAAGCAGUCCGUGAAAAAGGCUAUAUCAAGGAUCAAGUGUUUGGUUGCAAUCUAAACAGCUUGUGUCAAAGAGAGAACAGCACUGUGCCAAAAUUUGUGAAACUGUGUAUUGAAUAUGUUGAAGAACAUGGAUUGGAUGUUGACGGGCUGUAUAGAGUUAGUGGCAAUCUUGCAGUAAUACAGAAGUUGAGAUUUGCUGUUAAUCAUGAUGAAAAACUGGAUUUGAAUGACAGUAAAUGGGAAGAUAUCCAUGUGAUUACAGGAGCUCUGAAAAUGUUUUUUAGAGAACUGCCAGAACCACUAUUCACUUACACUCAUUUCAAUGACUUUGUUAAUGCAAUCAAACAAGAGCCUAGACAGCGUGUUCAUGCUGUAAAAGAGCUGAUUAAACAGUUGCCAAAGCCAAAUCAAGAUACCAUGCAGGUGCUCUUCAAACACCUCAAGAGAAUUGUAGAAAAUGGAGAGAAGAACCGAAUGACCUAUCAAAGCAUAGCCAUAGUCUUUGGUCCAACCCUCUUGAAGCCAGAGAAAGAGACUUGCAACAUAGCUGUUCAUACCGUGUAUCAGAACCAGAUUGUAGAAUUAAUCCUACUGGAAUUGAACUCCAUCUUUGGACGCUGAACUUCUCCGGUGAAACUGGCCUUAGUAGGAGAACAACUUGGUUUCGGCAGAAACUGCACCUCUUUUGUACAUUUAUGCAUUUGUGGACCAAGCAGCAACUUGAUAUUUUUUGCACUUUUGUGGGAGAGGGAAGAGUGUGUGAUUUGUUUUACCUGGGCUUUUGUGGAACUAUUAAAACUUAUUUACAGUUCACUUAAUGUUGUGAAUGUUUCAAGGUUUAAACUCCGUAACUACACUGGAUUCCAUGGGGAGAGAAGCUAAGCCUCGGCCUCGAUCUCAAACUGGAUAACCUGGAAUAGUGUUUUAAUAUUGAUUUUUAAUUUUAGGUUCACCACUUUGUUUUGGGGAAUAUAACCCCCAUAAACUGACUUUGGAAACCUCCAUGGGCAUUUUUAGUGAAUAAUUACAUUAUAUGCUUACGUGUUAAACCUUAAGAUCAUUCCUGUAUCUUGUCCACAGGGUUUCUGCAUUCCUAUUUGACAGGCUUAAACAAAUGCUAACAGUGGCCAGUGUAAAUUCCUCAUGUGAGGUUUGCUUUUUUUAUUGUUUGAACUUUGCACAUAUUCUUGCUGGCUCUCUUGAAUGCACACUAGUAUUACUUCACAUACUGAACUGGUACACGUAUUCUGCAGAGGGUAUGCCAUGGUCUGUGAUGAACCAGAGCUUUCAACUAAUAAAGUUCCUUUUUUCAGGAUAUGUUUUGGGCUACACUUUACCUAAAUAGUACCUAACAAUCCUAACUGAAGGUUGAUUUCCACACUGUACUGAAUUAUUGUCAUGAACCUGUGGUAGUGAAAUUGGAUGUAAAUAUAGAAAUAAUUCCUAACAGUGUUUUUUUAAAAAAAUCUAUAUACACUGUUGCAUAUAGUUUCAGAGUACCUCCUUGUCCUACAUUUCUAAUAAUGUGUAGCUAAGUAACUGGUAUUGUGAUGUCUCCAAUGGAUGUCUGAGUUUCCACAGAGAAAUGGGCUACUUGUGCACUUUUAAAUGCUAAUUACACCUGCAUGCAAAUAAUUGUAAUGCAAACGGUACUGGAAAAAUACUGAGUGUGCUUGCUUACAUGGUUAAUGCACUACAAGCAGAGCCUCUGAUUUAUUUAAUAUGUACAGGAGCUACAUUAGAGAAAUGUAUGAGAAAUUCUAACAUCUAUAAAUAGCAGAAGCCUAUGCUUGAAUAGAUGGAUGGCCGGAUAUAAUGAAAAUGCUAAAUUUCAGGAUUCCUUUUUACAUUAAUAAUGUAGAUUGAUUUGUAAAAUAGGUUUCAGAUUUUGUUACAGGAGAUGUGGUCUGCGGAAGAUUUUUUUAAAAUGUAUUUUUCUAGACUAACCGCUGUAUCUGACAUUUGCUAUGUGGAAUCUGAAUAAAGAAAAUUGUUAGCUGUUUUGGAAUUUGAUGCUCCAGGUUUGGAUGGAAUUAGAUUGCAGUGAAACUGUGUGUACAAGAUAGCAUAUCACCUGUUCGUUGGUAUUUUAAUUGAAUCAGGUACUGCUUUUAUUAAAAUCUCUAAACAGCCUUUUGGAGUAUUAAAAAGCACUCAAAAGUGACAUGCAAGCAAGAGUGAAACACAUAUAAAACCACUAAUUGACUCAGUCCCAAAACUACUGCUGGUGUUUGAUCCCUGUGAACACAGAGGGCCUGAAAGAUUUUUAAAUCUUACAGCCUGCUGUGAGCCAGAAAACCUACUUGCGGGAGGCAUUCCAAAAGUGUGACACCACUGCAGAAAAGACCCUGCUUAAUACAUUAUGAUCACAAAAGUUGAAGGAGUGAAUUAAUUUCUUAAAACAUGCUGGGAGAAAUCCCCUUGAGG